Messenger RNA from Culex quinquefasciatus (southern house mosquito), 1973 nucleotides. RefSeq names its product zinc finger protein 2 homolog. Bases 738 to 1847 code for a protein of 369 amino acids. Lineage: Eukaryota; Metazoa; Arthropoda; Insecta; Diptera; Culicidae. The transcript is spliced from 4 exons. Gene Ontology annotation, cellular component: nucleus. Gene Ontology annotation, biological process: regulation of transcription by RNA polymerase II. Gene Ontology annotation, molecular function: zinc ion binding; DNA-binding transcription factor activity, RNA polymerase II-specific; RNA polymerase II transcription regulatory region sequence-specific DNA binding. The record is from RefSeq and is a predicted model, not a curated record.
UGGUCAAACAAAAAAAUACGGGUCUAAUUAUUUUGGCCAAGGAACCCCCAGACAAAUUUUGAGCCCGAUCGGAGAACUUGUUUUCGGUUUAGGCUUUUUUCAAUGGAAUUGCUGUAUGCAUAGGUACUGUAAAUUAUUGCAAGCCAUUGUUCUUCAAAUAUUGGACGAACUAUAGAGUUAUCUAAGCCCGAUCUCACGCACACUAGCUUACCAUUUGUUUUUGCUGGCGGGUACAAAUUUUAACCUAAAAACCCUUCGUGUACAAACACGCAAUACAUACGCACGUAGAUAACUCUAUGGCAAAAAAUAAUCAAAUCGCGAACCUCAAACUAACUUCACUGAAAAUGUACUUUUGAAAGAGACAGUCGUUGACCAAACAUGGUGAAAUGAAAAAAGUAAGCUUAAAUAAAAUUUUAUAAAUAACUGUAAUCAAAUAAAGAUAGAUAAAAAUAUAAAUGUUGAAAAUCCAAUACGAAAUUUUAAGAGAACAACCUUUUACCAAUACAAAUAAGCCCAGUUUAACGGCUACCUUUGCUUGGUAAAAAAGAUGUGAGGUGAACGAGGAGGUAAAUAAUGGUUGUUUUGACAAGCAUCGUAAACAAAAAAAUAAAUGUUUGUCAACAAGUUUAUAACUAACAAGCGGUGUUUCAUACAAUAACUAAAAUAAGCUUAAUUCUGCUGGAAUCUCAAAAUUAGUUUUAAAGGAUAUUUAUCACAGUUAUUAAGAGUGUGCAAAUAUGUUGACCAUAAACGGAACACCGACCACCGUAGCACCAAAUCCGGAUGCAGCACCGCAUUGCGCCUUCUGCCUGCGGGAGCGUCCCCCAGUGGGCAAAUUUCACCUGUUCACCGUGACAAACUCGUCCAGCAUCCGCACCAUAAUGACCGGCAUAUUUGGGUUCGAGUUUGACGCCGCCGAUUUUACCGUUUGUACGCCGUGCUGGAGUUUGGUCCAGACGGUGGACGAUUUCCGGACUUGCUGUAUACAGGUGAACGAGCUGGGAAGGGAAAUAAGCCGGGGGUUGAAGUACGAGGACGAAUGGUUCUCCGAGGGGAACAUGCGAGCAAUUUACAAUGUUCGAGCGGCAAUCCAGAAUCACCUGGAGAGGAUAGAAGAUUACCGGUAUGUCGAUGAAGAGCAGGUCGAGGAUGUGGUUGAACAGAAUGAGACCAUUGAUGAAGCUCAAGUUGUGAAUAACGUAGCAAGGCAGGAUCUGGUUCAAAAUUCCAAGGAAGUACCAGACGAACAGUCGUGCAACAUAAUCGAGUGCGAAAAGUGUCUCAACUGGUUCAUGACCACUGCUCAGAUCGAGUAUCAUCUGUCACGUUGCCGUGGGCCGAGAAAGCCAAUAGAGGAAGCACUUUACGUGCAUACUUGCCACCUCUGCCAUGAAAGGUUCAAUCGUCCAUAUUUGCUAGAAUCACAUCUCAACUGGCACAAAGACAAAAAGCCUUACAAAUGCCGCAUCAAAUGCGACGAAAAAUUCUACGGCGUCGAACUAAGAUACAUACACGAAAGAUCAUGCCCGGGAGAUCCCCGGUGGAAUCGCGGCGUCCCUCAAACUGCAACAAAAGCCGUUCCAAGUAGCAAGAAACCUAAACCAAAACCGGCACCAGGGACAAAUAAAAAUAAAUUUGAGUGCGACAUAUGCGGCAAAUUGUUUUGCAAAGAGAGAAUCAUGAUGUCCCAUCGCAGAGAAAUUCACAAUCCGCCGAAAUACCGGUGCAAGCUUUGUGGUAGAGAGUUCAGGCGUAAAUUUUCGUUUAAUGUACACCUGAAAAAUCAUGAACGGGGAAUAAUCCCGCUCACUUCAAAAACGGCAAGCAAUGUUCAAAAAAGUGUGUGAACUGAUAUUUACAGUUCUUUGUGACGUUAUCAAAUCAUAUAUUUUAUGCAUCAUUUUCUUUUAAAAUGAAUGCAUAAAAUGCCGGCAAAACACCUCGAUUCAAAAAAUAUAUACAACUCAAUGAAU